AUGGAGAUCAGAAGAGCCGAGAUCAGAGACUUCGCUGGCAUGCAACAUGCUAAUCUCUCCAACCUCCCCGAGAACUACCAGAUGAAAUAUUACCUCUAUCACGCCCUGACAUGGCCGCAAUUGUCCUACGUAGCUGUCAACCCGGACGGAAAGAUUGUCGGCUAUGUUCUUGCGAAGAUGGACGAAGAGCCGAAAGACGGCAAGAAGAACGGACACAUCACGAGUUUGUCGGUGUUGCGAACAUACAGACGGUUAGGACUGGCGGAGAAGUUGAUGAAGCAAAGUCAGAGGGCUAUGGCGGAAUCCUUCGGAGCGGAGUAUGUUAGCUUGCACGUGAGGAAGAGUAAUAGGGCCGCAUUGGCUCUGUAUAGGGAUACAUUGGGAUUCACUGUUAAGGAGAUUGAGAAGGGAUACUAUGCCGAUAAGGAGGAUGCGUACUCAAUGUUCAUGGACUUAACGGACUUGAACCCACGGAACAAGAAGCUGGAGGAGUCUGCGGAGGACAAGGAGGUACAGGAUUUGGCAGUGAAGACGGCAGAGUUGCAGGUGGAGGCGGCAUGA
Saitoella complicata NRRL Y-17804 is the source of this 561-nucleotide messenger RNA. RefSeq names its product acyl-CoA N-acyltransferase. Gene Ontology annotation, molecular function: protein N-terminal-serine acetyltransferase activity; protein-N-terminal-glutamate acetyltransferase activity. Bases 1 to 561 code for a protein of 186 amino acids. The transcript is spliced from 3 exons. The record is from RefSeq and is a predicted model, not a curated record. Gene Ontology annotation, biological process: N-terminal peptidyl-glutamic acid acetylation. Gene Ontology annotation, cellular component: NatA complex. NCBI's taxonomy places the organism in Eukaryota, Fungi, Ascomycota, Saitoellomycetes, Saitoellales, Saitoellaceae.